This is a messenger RNA of Mytilus californianus (California mussel), 555 nucleotides long. RefSeq lists its product as uncharacterized. The record is from RefSeq and is a predicted model, not a curated record. The transcript is spliced from 5 exons. Lineage: Eukaryota; Metazoa; Mollusca; Bivalvia; Mytilida; Mytilidae. Bases 1 to 555 code for a protein of 184 amino acids.
AUGGAAGAAGGCAGAUGUGAUUACACAAUCAACAAAUCAUCAGUUAGACUGUUUGCCGAUGACUGCGUCCUGUACAGGGAAAUCAAAAACACCACAGACGCAGAUCUACUCCAAGAAGAUCUGGAGACCCUACAAGCAUCAAACAUCAACCACAAACUGAACUGGAAUACCCACAUAGACCAAGUAGUGAGGAAAGCCAACAACACCAGGGCUUUUUUGCAGAGAAAUAUAUAUCAAUGCCCACGCAAGUCCAAGGAACUCUGCUACAAGACCCUUGUGAGACCACAGAUGGAGGCGGCCAGGUUUGUUACUGGUGACUCCCAUCGAACCACCAGUGUAACAAACCUAUUACACCAACUGCAAUGGCCAACCCUACAAGAACGCAGAGCUAUGAACAAAGUCAUAAUGAUACUAUGUAACAACAUACUGGGUCGAACAGAACAGUCACCUUUGGGACCAUUACACAACACAGGGAUCGAGGACUACACAUCAUCUAGAGGGAUGGCACAGCAAGCUGAAGAAACAUUUACAGCACCCACAUCCAAACAUCUUUAA